This is a messenger RNA of Exophiala aquamarina CBS 119918, 738 nucleotides long. RefSeq lists its product as uncharacterized. The record is from RefSeq and is a predicted model, not a curated record. The coding region runs from base 1 to 738 and encodes 245 amino acids. NCBI's taxonomy places the organism in Eukaryota, Fungi, Ascomycota, Eurotiomycetes, Chaetothyriales, Herpotrichiellaceae. The transcript has 2 exons.
AUGGCAGCCUCUCCAUUCCUGCUACGCAUCUUAUCCAAGCCCACAGACGGCGACGUGGAUUCCUGGACCAAAUGGUACACCUCAGAGGGCCUGCCUGCGUUACUGUCCAAGAUUCCAGCUUCGCGGGCCACCUUCUACCAUGCGUACAAUGACUUUGAGCUGUCGACCAAGACGCCGCUGGAGGUGGCAGAAACCAAGCUGCACACCGUGCAGUUAUCGCACACCGAUCUGGAGCCCCCAAACGACAAGACAUGUCUGACAAUGUGCCAACUCGACUCGAUAGGCUCGGCAGAGGACAUCUUCCGUCUCAGCGAUCCGACGGGAGACGCAAAGCACGGGACAGUCUCGGAUAUCAGGGUGUACAAGCUGAUUGAAGAUUUCGAUCCCAAAGGAGGUGGUCGCCUGCGUCCACCAUUUAUUCUGAAUGUGCAGGUCGACCCAGUCGAUGCCGAUGAUUACAACUCUUUCUACCAUGAGGAGCACCUGGGUAUGCUCAACAGAGUGCCCGGGUACCGGCGGUCGCAGCGGUACGAAUUAGUCAAAGGGCAUGGCGCGGCAUCUGCAAAUGCACCCAGAUUCAUGGCGGUGCAUGAAUGGGAUCAUGUUGAUGCUCUCGAUGGGCCAGAGCUGCGCGAGGCUGAUGCCAGCCCCAACACCCACCGAGUGUUUGGGAACGCUAAACGGGUCAACAUCCGGGGAUUCAAGAGCGUGAAAGGCUUUGGAGAUGUGCAGAAUUGA